AUGAAAUGUCAACAAUUUUUCAAGUUAGUCGCAGCGCUUGAGGAUGUAGUCGACGUUUGGAAACUUUAUAUGUAUAUAUGUAUAUAUAUAGUACAGUCCAACCUUGAUUUGAUAAAAAUGUCAACAACCAAAAAUUUCUACACUCAAGAUUUACCACCAAAAGGAGGAUACAACCCUAUUCAAACCUCACGAGUCGCCCUUCGUAGAAUUUUAACUCCUGCUGUCGCAUCAGGAUUAACAAUCGCAACAACCGUCGUUGGUGGUAUUGGAUAUUUUUUCAAUUAUAGGUAUGCACGGAGAGAUCAAGUUGAAUUGAGAAGUGCUAAAUUGGCAAUUAUGCCUAUGCUCCUUGCAGAGAGAGAUCGAGAGUAA
Molecule: messenger RNA, 372 nt
Organism: Cotesia congregata
Lineage: Eukaryota; Metazoa; Arthropoda; Insecta; Hymenoptera; Braconidae
Source: the annotation of a GenBank genome assembly